Messenger RNA from Solea senegalensis (Senegalese sole), 1486 nucleotides. It is a transcript of the gene bcap31, whose product is annotated as B cell receptor associated protein 31. The transcript has 8 exons. The coding region runs from base 149 to 877 and encodes 242 amino acids. The record is from RefSeq and is a predicted model, not a curated record. Gene Ontology annotation, biological process: endoplasmic reticulum to Golgi vesicle-mediated transport; intracellular protein transport. Lineage: Eukaryota; Metazoa; Chordata; Actinopteri; Pleuronectiformes; Soleidae. Gene Ontology annotation, cellular component: endoplasmic reticulum; endoplasmic reticulum membrane.
CAGGAUGAGGUGGCAGUAACCGCCGGAACCCGGAAGAGUUUUUUUGCGGAAGCUAACAGGCUAAAACAGGCUAACGGUUCCGCGUAGUAGUAGCUGCGCGUGUUUAAAGCGGUUCUUCAGAAUCGGGUGACGUUUGUCAGCAGUCAUCAUGAGUCUCCAGUGGACGGCGGUCGCCACCUUCCUGUACGCUGAAGUCUUCUUCGUCCUCCUGCUCUGUAUUCCCUUCAUCUCACCUAAGAGGUGGAGUAAGAUCUUCAGGUCUCGUUUGGUCCAGACCAUCGCUCUCUAUGGAAACACAACGUUCAUGGUCAUCAUCGCCAUCCUCGUCUUCCUGCUCAUCGAUGCGUUUCGUGAGGUCAGGAAGUACAGUGUGACAGAGAAGGUCGACCUGACCAACAACCCCACGGCCAUCGAACACAUUCACAUGAAACUGUUCAGGGCUCAGAGGAACGAGUACAUCGCUGGAUUUGCCCUGCUGCUCUGUCUGUUACUGCGUCGUCUGGCAACUCUUCUCUCUCAGCAGGCUUCACUCAUGGCCUCUAAUGAAGCUUUCAAGAAACAGGCAGAGGGCGCCAGCAACGCCGCCAAGACGUUCAUGGAUGAAAACGAGCUGCUGCAAGAGAAACUGCGUGAUGCUGGUAUCGAGGUGCCAGAGGCGGGAAAAAAGGGAGCAGGACCUCAGGAGGAGAACAAGAAGCUGAAAGAGGAGGUGAAGACUCUGAAGGACGAGCUGGACACCACCAAGAAAGCUCUGAACAAGUCGGACCGCGACGUCACGGCGAUGAAGAAACAGGCGGAGAAUCUGACGGUGGAGUACGACCGACUGUUGGACGAACACAGCAAACUACUGUCCAGCAGUGAUAAGAAAUCAGACUGAUGAUGAAAAUGAGGACAAGGACGAUGAAGAUGAAGAUGAGGACGACGAUGAAGAAGAGGACAAAGAGCAGCUUCAUCACUGUCGUCCUCCACAAACACUCCACAGCUUCUGUCUCUAUAUGGUGAUGUCACUUCCUGUCGGGUCAGCUGACAUUGCUGUGCUGUGAUUGGUUCAAGUUUCUUUUUUUUUCUUUGUCUUCUGUGUUUGUUUGAAGUUGAAGGUUUAAAUGGUCUUGACCCGGUCACUGAUCAAUAAUCAUUGUUCUGUUUCAUUCCUGAGGGUCAAAGGUUGAGUAUUUUUGGAGAAGAAAGUGUCAUGGUUCACAUGUGUUUGUUUGAACAGAUCGUUUGUAAACAGGUGACUCCGCCCCCUUCGCCUCCUCUCAUUGGUUAAAUCUGUUUCACACAGUCAUGCCCCACCCACACAGCCUCCUGACCAACCAGGAGUCUUUUUCAGCUGUAAAUCAUAACGGCAACCUCUCAUCUGCUGACAUGGCAGGGCGGAGCCUCCAGGGGGGCGGCGGCUUCAUGUGGACCAUCUGCAUUCACCAAUGUUGUUUCCUGUUGAUGAAACAUUCCUGAAAAUAAACAUCAUGGUGUUUACAUCUUA